UUCCCGUCGUCCCAAUUUGCAUUCAAUCAUUUUAAAGAGUUUUUGUUAGUGUAAUAAGACCCUUUUCGUUCGGAUACUUUGCUUAGUUGAGGCUUGUGAGUCUUAAUUUUGGCAUUCCAGGCUACGGCUCAUGUAAUGACAUUUCGACAAUUAUUUAUAUGACGCAAAGCAUACAACGAACGAAGGGCCGACUUAUUUUCCAUGGUCGUGAAAUUAAAAAUACAUUUCAUUUGGCAUAACGAAAAAAAAAUAUUGUUUAUUUUCAUAUUUUGAACUGGUGUUUUUUUUGUGGUUGCAGUUGUCUAAAAUAUGUAAUCUAAAACUUGAUUUUUUUAAACUUUAUUAAAACAAUAUCUUUAUUUUUAUUUGUGUAAGUAAAAUAAGCUAAAAAUGUCUGAUCCGACGAUUCAAACAUUUUGCUGCCAUCAUACUGGAAAUACGGAAGAUAUUGCAGUAAAAAUUAUGAAUGAAUUUAAUACCGAUUCUUACAACAUUGUCUGUCUUGUUUCUUCUAUUAUUGGUAUUUUUGGAUCACUCUACCAGAUUUAUCCUCGAAACAAACAAAAAGAAUUUCAAAGUGGGCCAACUUCAGCAUCAACUCAUGGCCAAUGGAUAAUAUUUUGGCUGGCUGUAGCAGAUUUAUUUGCUUCUUCUGGUGUAUUGAUUCGUUCUUCGCUCUGGUUAAGAUAUAAAAACAUAAUGCCUAUGCCAGAUGAUGAUGUUAGUGUAUUAUUUUGCAGCUUAAUAUCUGCAUGGACUCAAUACUUUUACACCGCUACUUGGUUUUGGACUCUUUUCUAUGCAAUCGACACCAGGCACACUAUUCAAGGACGUGAUUCACAUCCUUUACUUUAUCAUUCCUUUGCAUGGGGACUGCCUGCAGCAACAACAAGUUUUGGCCUAUCAAUAUUAUACAUCCCAAAUGCUACUUGCCAUAAUUUGUCAUCAGUAUCAAGUGCUCUGUACAGAAUCUUACCUAAUUAUUGUGCCACUUAUGUACCAAUAGCAAUUGUGAUGAUAGUCAAUCCUGUCAUUUAUAUUUUAGCAAGUAAGGACAUAGAAAUGGCUGUAGCUUUUCCUCUCGCUCAGUUCACAAGCCGAGAAAGAAGGGUCAUAGAUACAUUAAGACUGAAGUUUUUGCUUAUAAACGUCGUAUUCUAUGUUUGCUGGUUACCAAAUUUGAUAAAUGGUAUCUUGAUAUGGACUAUGUGGUUCAAUAUACCAGUGAAAGCGAUUAUAACUACAUGGUAUAUAAUGGCUCUACUGAAUCCAAUGCAAGCUUUGCUUAAUGCAUUAGUGUAUAGAAAAUGGAAUUCAAACAACAAAAUUUUUACGCGGUCUUCGUCUGUAAAAGAAAACAUAAAGGAUUUUAAUUUUUUUCACGAGCAAUCGCCUUUGCUUGGUUCGGAGCCCUCUCGUCUACAACUAUCUCCUAUACCACCUAGCAUUAAUACUUAUGCAACAUUGUGAUACCGUUGCUAAAGUUACUAAAAUAUUGAAAUCGUUACCACGAUUUUUGUAAAUAUUAGUGUGCACGUUUGUGUGAUAUGUCAAAAAUAAUAUUUAUAUGACUAGUAAAGACUUUAUUUUUAUAAAUCAUA
Molecule: messenger RNA, 1601 nt
Organism: Amyelois transitella
Lineage: Eukaryota; Metazoa; Arthropoda; Insecta; Lepidoptera; Pyralidae
Product: G-protein coupled receptor 143
Exons: 7
Coding region: 391-1470 (359 amino acids)
Biological process (GO): G protein-coupled receptor signaling pathway; regulation of calcium-mediated signaling; melanosome organization
Cellular component (GO): plasma membrane; melanosome membrane
Molecular function (GO): L-DOPA receptor activity; dopamine binding; L-tyrosine binding
Source: RefSeq, a predicted model, not a curated record